GGGUCAAAAAUGAAACUAAACAGAACAUCGGGGAAGAUUCCACCUCCACAGAAACAUAUCUUUUGUUGUGUAACUGCGACCUAUUGUCAGACUAGCGGGGAGGCUGACUGACUGCAAGAAGAAAAACAUCGAGUUUCUCUUCCACUAAAGUGAAAGUAGGGGAGUGUGUAGGUUUUGAAAUGCUGCGACAGUGAUUCACCUGUUGGUCCCUCCCGGAUGCGUUAGUACAUGAAACUAUCUGAGGUUUUUUACAGCUGACUUCACAUGAGAUCUGUAGCGCGACUCAGCUGACACCACAUCAAACUGUCCACGAUGUCUGAUUUCAAAACUCUCGUUUUCUUUGACCUGGAGACCACUGGAUUAGACACUGCAGUAUGUGACAUCAUCCAGUUGUCGGCCAUCUGUGGAGAGAAGGUCUUUAACGUCUACACCCUCCCCCGCCGUGCCCUCACUGAGAGCGCAAAAAAUGUCACAGGGUUCACCGUCAGUCAAGGCACCCUGUUUCUCCACGGGAAUCCUGUGGAGACUAUACCUCUUGUUGAAGCUCUCACCUCCUUCAUGGCCUUCCUUUGCUCCUUCCACCGCCCUGUGGUGCUGGCGGCCCACAGUGCAAGGCGGUUUGACGCACCUGUGCUCACCAGAGUGCUGCGACAGUUCUCCCUCCGGCAGGAGUUCCAGCAGGUGGUGUCCGGGUUUCUGGAUACCUUCCUACUAAGCAAGAACCUCUAUCGGGGUCUGGGCAGUUAUUCUCAGAAAAACUUGGUCCGCCACUAUCUCGGAAAGACCUACAACGCCCAUAAUGCUAUGGAGGACGCCAGGAUGCUGCAGGAGCUGUUCAACUCGUGGAGUCCUAACAGAUGUGAUGUCUUGAGAUUUAUCUACAGGUCGUCCCUAGCAUUUUAAAAAGGCUGCAAGACAAAAAAGAGGAAACCAAUACUCCGCUUAGAAGUUAACCUUUUCAAUUUUGUACUCAUCAUGUGUCAGACAUUCAGAAAAACAGUUCUUGUGAUUAGAGACAAAUAAUGCUUGUUACACCCCAAACCCCAAAUAAUGUACUGUAACAUGUCUCAUACUCACACGAGCUGUACUUGUUUGUCUUCCCAGCAAAUUGUAGCCCCAAAAAAAUAUUAAACAUCCAUUUAAUUCUUCUAGACAAUUUGGUAUUUUUUAAAUUAUUAUUUGCACUAAACUUCCUACAGAGUAGCCUCAGUAGACCAGCAUGCAACUCAGCCGUAAGGCUUGUUGUGUUUAAUUUUAAAAGCAUUUUUUCAUGCGAUCAUUAUCUUUAUUCCCUGUUCUACCUUCAGUACUGUAUACGUGUAAUAACGAAAAAAGACUUUUCUCCAAGGGUUUGUCGCACAUGCAGCACUUUAGGAAAUUCAGGAAAUCACUAUCUAGAAUGAGAUUAGAGAGGUGAGAUAAAAAAGGAUCUACUGUAUGUGGUUUAAGCAAGGAUGUUUAAUGUUGAUUUGCUGACUUUUGUACAUGUUUCAACAUAUAAAUCUCUCCUCUGAAAUAUUUCAAAAGCACUUUCUGAUGGAUUAUGAAUUCUUGUUUAAUAAGAAAUUAGUCUGUGUACAUAAUAUACAUCAUAGUGUAGAUAAAGUGUUAAAAGUGAUGAAAAUGAUGCUUUGCUUAAAAUAUAAUUCAUUUGCUUGUAUGUAUUAUAAUAGCAGAGUAGAGUUUUUUAAAAGAAAUAUAUGAAACUGAUAUCUACAACCAAAAUACCACAAAACAUGAUCAAAAAGUUAGAGAGACUGUAACGAAUUUGUUGUUGAUACAUUUAAGGAAUACUUGCAAUGAGAUAAUUUAUCCAAUCAUGAAUAUGUUUUAAAAAUGGGGAAUAAACAUUACAUUUAUUCAUUUAGCUGACGCUUAUCCAAAGCAACUUACAAUUGCUGUAUACGUCAGAGUUAGGGUCGCACAUCUUCGGAGCAACUAGGGGUUAAGUGUCUUGCUCAGGGACACUUUGGUGAAUGUGUCACAGUGGGAAUCGAACCCAGGUCUCUCACAUCAAAAGAAUGUGUCUCAUCCACUGCCCAUCACCACCUCAAAAAGAUUACAUUGAAAGUAAGAAACAAUAUUGUUGUUAUUAAAAUGUAUACAAUCUCACCAAAUAUCCCUCUAAAUAAAUAUAAUGAAGUGUA
Messenger RNA from Micropterus salmoides (largemouth bass), 2147 nucleotides. Its product is annotated as DNA polymerase III PolC-type-like. Gene Ontology annotation, biological process: DNA catabolic process. NCBI's taxonomy places the organism in Eukaryota, Metazoa, Chordata, Actinopteri, Centrarchiformes, Centrarchidae. Gene Ontology annotation, cellular component: cytoplasm. Gene Ontology annotation, molecular function: nucleic acid binding; 3'-5'-DNA exonuclease activity. The transcript is spliced from 3 exons. The coding region runs from base 313 to 903 and encodes 196 amino acids. The record is from RefSeq and is a predicted model, not a curated record.